Messenger RNA from Chelonia mydas (Green sea turtle), 2435 nucleotides. RefSeq names its product cationic amino acid transporter 2. The coding region runs from base 1 to 993 and encodes 330 amino acids. NCBI's taxonomy places the organism in Eukaryota, Metazoa, Chordata, Testudines, Cheloniidae. The transcript is spliced from 11 exons. Gene Ontology annotation, cellular component: plasma membrane. Gene Ontology annotation, molecular function: amino acid transmembrane transporter activity. The record is from RefSeq and is a predicted model, not a curated record. Gene Ontology annotation, biological process: transmembrane transport; amino acid transport.
AUGGUAGCUUCUGUAAGUACCUCCAGUGUCGCCCAGGCCUGGAGUGCCACAUUUGAUGAACUCCUCCACGAGAAGAUGGGGAGGUUUUUUGGCACCUACAUGGCCAUGAGGUCUCCGGGACUGGCAGAGUAUGCAGACAUCUUCGCUGUCUGCCUCAUCGUCAUGCUGGCAGGGCUCCUUUCCUUUGGGGUGAAGGAGUCUACCACAGUCAACAAACUAUUCACAGCCAUCCACGUGCUCUUCCUGCUGUUCAUCACAGUGAGCGGGUUCAGCAAAGGGGACCUGAGGAACUGGAGGAUGAGUGAGGAUGACCUGCUGAGGGCCGCUGCCCACCAAGCCAGGUGCGAGCGUGGGACCAGUGAGUUUGGAGUUGGAGGGUUCAUGUCCUAUGGUUUCACUGGGACACUGGCCGGAGCCGCGACCUGCUUCUACGCUUUUGUUGGGUUCGACUGCAUUGCUACCAUGGGGGCGGAAGUGAAGAACCACCAGAAAUCCAUCCCGGCAGGGAUCGUCAUCUCGCUCUUGGGCUGCUUCCUGGCAUGCUCUCGGGUUUCGGCUGCCCUGACUCUCAUGAUGCUGUACCACCUCUUGGACCCCAGGAGCCCACUGCCUGGGUGGAGCGUGGCCAAGAACGUUGUGGCCGUGGGGUCGCUGUGCACCCUGGCCACCAGCCUGCUCGGCUCCAUGUUCCCAAUGCCACAGAUCCUACUUGCCAUGGCCAGAGAGGGGCUCCUUUUCAGGCCUCUGGCCACAGUCAGCAGCCGCCAAAGCCCAGUGGUAGCAACUCUGGCGUCUGGUGCAGUGGCAGCCAGGAUGGCUUUCCUCUUUGAUCUGAAAGUCCUGGUGGACAUGAUGUCCGUCGGCACUCUGCUGUCCUACACCCUGGUGGCUAUCUGUGUCCUUUUUCUCAGCCUCUCCUCCAGAAGUACCGGCCUGAAUCCAGCACUCAGGACCCCUCAGAUGGAAAGAUCCCCGCCACAAGGCUCUGGAUGAACUUCCUCAUCCGCCCACCCGUGCGUCCAACUCAAUGCUCCUCCAGCCUGGUGUCGUAUGCCGUGACACUAGCCGCCAUCCUGGUCUGCGUUGUGAGCAUAGUGACCACAGCAGGGCUGGAGUGUCUCUCUUCUGGAGGAGCCUGGUGCAUUGCCUGUCUGGUUCUCCUUCUGCUGGGGAUCCUCGGGGUGUUGCUGGCCAUCUGGAGGCAGCCUCAGAGCCAGAGGAAAGCGUCCUUCAUGGUGCCUUGUCUGCCGUUUCUGCCCCCUGUCAGCAUCCUAGUCAACAGCUACCUGAUGGCCCAGCUCAGCGGUGUCACCUGGCUGCGGUACGUGGUGUGGAUGGCGAUUGGGUAGAAGAAAGAUGCUGGCUGUGUCUGUUUCCGGAGAGAGGAAUGGUACCUUUUGGGAGGGCAGUGGCAGUUAUGUGACCUCCGAAAGAAGGAAGAGGUCACCCUUCCCUGUUUUGCGUGCUGCCAGGUCUCCUGAUUUACUUUGGCUAUGGGAUCCGCCACAGCACCGAGAGACGUGGGGCCAUAGGGAUGUCGGCGCAGGAGAAGGCAGAGGGCACAGCAGGUGAUGUGGACGCAGACACUAAUACUUGAAAAAACUAACUCUGGGGAGCCCAUGACUUUGAACAGCAGAGCUCUCCGUAGAAGUACAGCCCGUUUCUGACCACAGCUGAUUUCUCCCAGUUAUUAAAACUGGUGUUUAAACAACCCCCCACCCUUCCUCUGAUCGUACAUCGAAAUAUUAGCCAUAUGGGAACAUGCCCUGCUCUAGGUGAUGGUGGUGGUUGUCCUUUGGGUCACUGCUUUCUAGAAUGGGGUAAAUAUCCAGGGACUCGUCAUUUAGGCAAUGGAUCUCACCUCUUUUUCUGUUGGCAAGCUGGCUGCUGGAAACGGAGUGGGAUUGUCUGGGGUUCAUUCAUUGUCCCGCAGUUCUGAUGAAGGAAACCCCUAGCAGAUUCCCAUGGUAACAGGCUCACUUCCCUCCCCAAGGGCCAGUUUGUCUGUUCACAAGGUCCCAUCCGUAGGAGCUGGCUCAGGGAUGAGACUCUCUCUAAGAGAUUCCCCCCAUCACCCUGUGGUGGUCAUUGUCCCCUUCAUGGAAAAGGCAGUGGGGUCUGUUAACAAGCACGUCAGCUCCCCAGGGAUCCAUGGGAAGCCAGGCCAUCCACAUAGAGGCCAUGUUCCUCCACACCAGCCAUACUCCAGUCCUGACAGCUUCCCCACGCCAUCUCCAAUGGCGUCACACUAAUGGGGACCCCCUGGGCUGCAGCUGUCCAUGUGGAGGAAGGGGUGUGCUCUGGGGCAAAGAAAAUACAGCCCCUGGCUGCAUUCUCUUUACGGGGGAAAUUCCCUGGGGCUGGUGGGGAGGACAUGGGAGAGAGGAAGGAAUGGAGUUGAUGGCCAUACUUGGCCUUCCCUUCCCAUUCCUCUG